Molecule: messenger RNA, 945 nt
Organism: Lolium rigidum
Lineage: Eukaryota; Viridiplantae; Streptophyta; Magnoliopsida; Poales; Poaceae
Product: protein LURP-one-related 8-like
Exons: 1
Coding region: 13-621 (202 amino acids)
Source: RefSeq, a predicted model, not a curated record
AAACAUACAAACAUGCCGAGGGUUCAUCCUAACCUGGUCCCCGCCGCGCCGGCCAGCGCCGUCGUCGACCGGGCGGAGGAAGCGCCGACGACGCUGACGGUGUGGCGCAAGUCGCUGCUGUUCGACUGCAAGGGGUUCACUGUGUACGACGCCAAGGGCAACCUGGCCUACCGCGUCGACAGCUACGCGUCCGAGAACGGCGACGAGGUCGUCCUCAUGGACGCGGCCGGCCGCCCCGCCUUCACCGUCCGCCGCAAGCGGUUUAGCCUCCAGGGCGAGCAGUGGCUCGUGUUCGCCGGCGAGGAGACAAGGCGGCCUGUCUACGCCAUCCGGCGGAACGGGAGAGGGAAGACCAUGGCGAACGUCACGGCUUGCGCCGGAGUGGCUUCGCCGUCGUACGAGGUGGAAGGGUCGUACGCGCGGCGGUGCUGCGUGGUGUACGACGGCGAGAGGCGCGCGGUGGCGGAGGUGAGGCCCAGCCCCAAGGAGGUGGUCGGCACGGACGUGUUCCGCCUGGUCGUGCAGCCCGGCGUCGGCGUGUCGCUCGCCAUGGCCGUGGUCGUGGCGCUCGAGCAGAUGUUCGCCAGGCCGUCCCUCCUCCGGAGCUGGUCCACCGCGUAGAUUAAUUCGUUUCUUUUUUGUGUUUCGAUCUAGCGGAGCUAGCUUUUUUUGCCCCUUACACUUGGGGUCGGGUUGAGUCUACGAAUUGUGACGGCGAAAAUCGAUGGAUGGGUCGAUCGAUGUGUGUGUGGCAUGAGAGCAGGCUGGCUCUGCUCCGUGAUGCCCCCGAUUCGCGUCGCAUGUAGUACUAGCCAUGGCCAACUGAGGUUCUUUGAUGCAAGUCCCUACUCCUAGCGCGUGUAUGUGUAGUGUGUAGUGUUGAUUCGAAAUCAGUAAACCUUGAAUUUUGUAAGGAUGGAUGGUAUUGUAAAUACCCAGAAAAAA